Molecule: messenger RNA, 489 nt
Organism: Limulus polyphemus (Atlantic horseshoe crab)
Lineage: Eukaryota; Metazoa; Arthropoda; Merostomata; Xiphosura; Limulidae
Product: ctenidin-1-like
Exons: 2
Coding region: 1-489 (162 amino acids)
Source: RefSeq, a predicted model, not a curated record
AUGCUACAGAAGAAGUUGUUGGUUGUCAUCUGUUUCUCUGUCCUGGUUUUGGCCAUACGAGCAGAGGAGGAAACUAAUGAUGAGAAAGGGGACUUGAAGGCUGAGGCAACCGGUUACGGUGGAGGCAUUGGCGGAGGUUACGGCGGAGGCUAUGGCGGAGGUGGUUACGGCGGAGGCUAUGGUGGAGGUGGUUACGGGGGAGGUUACGGCGGAUUUGGGGGCUUAGGUGGAUUUGGAGGUAUUGGUGGCGGUGGCGGUGGCGCCCGGCUUAUUUCUAUUCCAAUAGGUCUUACUGGUGUUAUACUUGGAGGUGGCUAUGGCGGUGGAAUUGGUGGCUAUGGCGGUGGAAUUGGUGGCUUUGGAGGUGGAAUUGGUGGCUUUGGCGGUGGAAUUGGUGGUUAUGGCGGUGGACGUGGUGGUUAUGGCGGUGGAGGAUAUGGAGGACGUAUAGGUGGUGGAAGAGGACGAUAUGGCUGGUGGUGGGAUUAG